AUGGCCGAGUGUAUGUCUGGUGCUGAUGGUGAUGACUGUGGUGAUCAUAGUUGUGAUUGUGGUGAUGAUAAUUCUGGUGAUAGUGAUGAUUGUGGUGAUGAUAAUGUUGGUGAUAGGGAGGAUUGUGGUGAUGAUAAUGUUGGUGAUAGUGAUAAUUGUGGUGGGGAUAAUGUUGGUGAUAGUGGUGAUUGUGGUGAUGAUAAUGUUGGUGAUAAGGAGGAUUGUGGUGAUGACAAUGUUGGUGAUAGUGAUGUUUGUGGUGGGGAUAAUGUUGGUGAUAGUGAUGAUUAUGGUGGGUUUUAUGUUGGUGAUAGUGAUGAUUGUGGUGGGGAUAAUGUUGGUGAUAGUGAUGAUUGUGGUGGGGAUAAUGUUGGUGAUAGUGAUAAUUGUGGUGGGGAUAAUGUUGGUGAUAGUGAUGAUAAUGUGAAACAGAAGUUAUGA
Molecule: messenger RNA, 441 nt
Organism: Patiria miniata (bat star)
Lineage: Eukaryota; Metazoa; Echinodermata; Asteroidea; Valvatida; Asterinidae
Product: putative surface-exposed virulence protein BigA
Exons: 3
Coding region: 1-441 (146 amino acids)
Source: RefSeq, a predicted model, not a curated record